AUGUCAUUCUUCACAUACUUUAUCAUAUUUUUCUCUUCCAUUAUAUCAUCGACAAGAGCCUUUGAUGCUGAUGCUAGUACCAAUGUUGCUGUUUAUUGGGGCCAAAACUCUGAAGGUGACCAACAAUCCUUAGGCACUUACUGUGAAUCAUCCGAUGCCGACAUCUUUAUUCUAUCCUUCUUAUACGAAUUCCCAACUCUAGGCUUAAACUUCGCUAAUGCAUGCUCUGACACCUUUUCAGAUAGUUCCCUUCUACAUUGCUCCCAAAUUGCUGAAGAUAUCCAAACUUGCCAAUCUUUGGGUAAAAAAGUUUUAUUAUCUUUGGGCGGCUCAAGCGGUUCAUAUGGAUUCACUAACGAUUCUCAAGCAGAAACGUUUGCUGAAACUCUAUGGGACACUUUCGGAGAAGGUUCAGGUGUUACUGAUCGUCCAUUCGAUACUGCUACUGUUGACGGUUUUGAUUUUGAUAUCGAAAAUAAUGAGAGUACUGGUUAUGCUGCUUUGGUUAAUAAAUUGAGAACUUUGUUUGAGGAUGGUAGUAAAACCUACUACAUCUCAGCUGCUCCACAAUGUCCAUACCCUGACGCCUCUGUAGGCGAUCUAUUAGAAAAUGCAGAUGUUGAUUUUGCUUUCAUUCAAUUCUAUAACAAUUACUGUAACGUUGAUAAAGAGUUUAACUUUGAUACCUGGGUUAAUUAUGCUGAAAAUGUGUCUCCAAACAAGAAUAUCAAACUAUUUGUUGGUUUACCAGGUUCUUCUACCGCUGCCAGCUCUGGAUACAUUUCUGACUUAGAUACUGUUAGAUCAAUGGUUGCUAACCUUUCCUCAUAUUCUAAUUUUGGUGGUAUAUCUUUAUGGGAUAUUUCUCAAGCUGAUGCUAAUGAAAUUGAUGACGAAACGUACUUGUAUUGGAUGAAGGAGAUUUUAGAAAAUGUUGGUACCGCAUCUUCUAGUUUUUCCAAUUCUUCUGCAUCUAUUUCUGUUGUCACCUCAAUAGCAUCUUCCUCAUUGAUUGUUAGUCCUACUGCCACUUCUACAGUCUUAUCCACAAUUGCUAGUUCUGAAAUAAUACCAUCCUCAAUUUCUUCAUCCUCAAGCUCCUCCUCGCCUACUAUAUUGAGUCCUGUAACUUCAGCAUACAGUAGUGAUGUAACCUCUUCCACUUCCUCCGUUGAAACUACCAAUUUACAGACUACAUUAGACCCUACAACUUCAAACUUUUUAUCGACCUCUACAACUGAAUUCAGAACCACAUCGACCUUAGAACCCGUUGUUAUCACGGAUCAUGAAAAUGUUACUACUGACGCUGUUGUUACUACUGACGCUGUUGUUACUACUGACGCUGUUGUUACUGCCUCAGAUUGUUCAUCUUUGACUGAAUCCGCUUCUUCAUUUUCAAGAUCUACUACUGUUUUAUCUCCAACAUCUACAAUUCCAGUUUCUAGCACCACAUCUUCAUCUACCGUCGAAACUACAACCGCUACAUCGACAACUGCUGUAACUGUUGCCACAUCUGCUCAUGAAAAGGCCGUGGAAUUGAACGAACAAUAUUCUCAAGGAUUAUACAACGGUGAAUCGACCUGUACUGAGGGUGAAAUGGCCUGUUCUUCUGAUGGUAAGUAUGCUGUUUGUAACUGGGGCACAUGGGUAACUUUUGACUGUGCUGCAGGAACCACAUGUUAUGCAUACGAUUAUAAUGAUGAAAUUUUCACCCAAUGUAACUGGAGUUACUUGAAAUCCAACUUUGAAUAA
This is a messenger RNA of Kazachstania africana CBS 2517, 1752 nucleotides long. It is a transcript of the gene CTS1, whose product is annotated as chitinase. Gene Ontology annotation, molecular function: chitin binding; chitinase activity. Gene Ontology annotation, biological process: carbohydrate metabolic process; chitin catabolic process. The transcript has a single exon. Bases 1 to 1752 code for a protein of 583 amino acids. Lineage: Eukaryota; Fungi; Ascomycota; Saccharomycetes; Saccharomycetales; Saccharomycetaceae. Gene Ontology annotation, cellular component: extracellular region. The record is from RefSeq and is a predicted model, not a curated record.